Molecule: messenger RNA, 4008 nt
Organism: Coturnix japonica (Japanese quail)
Lineage: Eukaryota; Metazoa; Chordata; Aves; Galliformes; Phasianidae
Gene: INCENP
Product: inner centromere protein
Biological process (GO): mitotic cytokinesis; metaphase chromosome alignment; meiotic spindle midzone assembly
Cellular component (GO): nucleus; chromosome passenger complex; meiotic spindle midzone
Source: RefSeq, a predicted model, not a curated record
CGGCAGAGUGGGAGGCGGCCAUUAGGUUUGAAUCCAGGCGGGUAGAGCUGUUGCGCGCGCGGUGCUGAGCGGAGCGCGGCCUGUCGGGGCUGACGGAACACGGAGCCAUGGCCAUGGCGGCGGGGCUGGCGAGGCUGCCCGCGGUGUGUAACCAGCGGCUGGCCGAGCUCCUGCGGCAGGUGGACGAUGCCGACAUGGUGUGGUUGGAGGAGAUCCGCGAGGAGGCGGCCAGGAUGUUCGGCAGCCAUUACAACGAGCAGCCCGAGCUGAUGCCCAAAACGCCGUCACAGAAGAACAGGAAGAGGAGGAAGAGGCCGUCAGCGCUGCGGGGAGAGAGCAUGGAGCUGGGCAGGAGGAGAUUGUCUAGAAGGAGGACUAACAACCGGAAGGCGGUGUCCUCCACGCGAUGUUCUCAGCGACGCCAAAAUAAAGAAGAUGCAGGAGCACUCAGCGCUGAGGCCCAAGAACCAUCAAGCCAAACUGUUUCCCGGUGGAUGACGAGAUCCCAGGUUGCAGCAUCUGCUAACUGCUCAGAGGUCCUUUCUGAACAACUUGGAGAAAGGGUUGUUCCUGUAGUAGAAAUCAGCGUCCGUGAUCGCAUUAGUGCUGAGUUUCAGUUCCAGAAGCGUGCAUCUGAAAUAGCAGAGAACCACCCCACAGACCUUCCCCUGAGCUCCAAUGACAAGUCUCCCAAGGAGAGCAGUGCUGCAGAAUCACAGCCUUUGCCUGAUGUGUCUGAGCUCACAGUCCCUCACACCCCAGAGGCAAAAGGCUCAGAAAAGAACAAGAGUGCAUCUAAGAAGACAGCAAAUGUAGCUAAUACUACAUUUGUCCUAAGUGAAGCGUCUGGGCUGGAAGAGGUAGAUGAUUCUGCUCAAGCACAAAAGCAUAACGGGAGGGAUGAUAAAGAACCUCAGCGUACAACAGACAGCCCAGAAACUCCUACAGGCUCUAGGCUAAGCCGUCGCUCUGUGCGCAGAAGUUUGAUGGGCAAACCUUCCACCAUUCGUAGAACCUCGUUGGCAGAGAAGUACUCACUAGCUCAGAAGAGGGAAAGCGCUAUUCGGAAAUCUAUUGCCAGGACAGUGAUCAAGCAUAAGGCACCUCAGAAGUUAUCUGUGUCUUCCAGUUUUGUGAAUGGCUCAGGUUCUGAAGAGGUGCCAGAAGAUGAAGAAACAGUUGUCAAGGCUGGACCUCCUCCUGUGCCUUGUACCCCUCCAAAGCUGGAUUUCCAAGGCAUGCGGAUGUCACUUCGUUCUCAGGCUGGGAACAAAAAUGAACAACAGAAGACGAGCAACAACGAAUGUGACUCAAAUAAGGGCGAGAAGACCCAGGAACCACCCCAAAGUGCCAGGAGAAAGACAAGUUACAAAAGAGCUGUGGAUCAACGCUAUGACACCCAGCAAGCAGAAGAUGGAGGGCUUUCUCCUCAAAGGAAGAAGACCCUAUCCCCUCCAUGCCCAGCUAGCAAAGUUGUACGUCCUUUCAAAACGUUUUUGCACACCGUGCAGAAGAAUCAGCUCCUAAUGACCCCAAGCUCUGUGGGGAGAAAUGGAGUAAUAAAGUCUUUUAUCAAGUACAACACUCCUAUCCAACAUGAUCCCAAGGAAAAGGAGAGACAAAAACUGCAGGCUCUGAAGAAAAAGGAAGAGGCCGAGCAGUUGAGAAAACAAAAAGUGGAGGAAGAAAAGAAACGGCGACUAGAAGAGGCAAAGUUGAGGCGUGAAGAACGCCUGCGUAAAGUGCUGCAAGCUCGGGAGCGGGCAGAGCAAUUGGAGGAAGAGAGGAAGCGGCGCAUUGAGCAGAAGCUAGCUCUGUUUGAGGAGAAGACAGAGAAGGUGCGGGAAGAAAGACUGGCAGAAGAGAAGAUCAAAAAGAGAGCAGCUGCCAAGAAAAUGGAAGAAGCUGAGGCCCGGCGCAAGCAGGAUGAAGAAGCCAGAAAACAAAAAGCUCUGCAGCAGGAGGAGGAGGAACGUCGGCACAAAGAGCUAAUGCAGAAGAAGAAAGAAGAGGAGCAGGAACGUGCCAGGAAAAUUGCUGAGCAGAGGCAGGCAGAACAGGAGAGAGAAAAACAGCUGGCUGCAGAGAGAGAGCUGGAGAGGAAGAAGGAGCAGGAAAGGAUUCAGGCAGAAAAGCAACGUGAACAGCAAGAGAAGGCAGCUCGCCUGCAGAAGGAAGCACUGGCUGCAAAAGAACAGAUCCAGAAAGAGGCGGAAAAGAAAGAGAAGGAAGAGCAGUUGCUAGCAGAGGUGAAGAGGCAGGAGCAAGAACAGAAGAAACUCCCAAAGGAACAAAAGGCUACAGAUGUAGCACAAACACAGCACCUAGAAAACAAAGAGAAUUCACCUGCCUGCAAUUCAUACCAGAUGACUCCACAGAACCAUAAAGAUCCAAAGCCCCCCAAGAUAAAUCCAAAUAACUAUGGAAUGGAUCUGAACAGCGAUGACUCUACUGAUGAUGAAAGCCAGCCUCGCAAACCCAUCCCUGCCUGGGCCAGCGGGAAUCAGCUUAGCCAAGCAAUAAUCCGCCAGUACUACAACCCUCCCAAUGUUGAUGCACUCUUUGGGACGAUCGUAAGCCCCAAGUUGGAGGACAUCUUUUACAAAAGCAAACCACGUUACUUCAAGCGCACCAGCUCUGCUGUGUGGAACUCCCCACCGUUUCCAGGUGCCAAAUCAGUUCUAGGUCUGCCAUAUGGCCUGAAAAAGUACUGAGGUGGACAGUAACUGUCUCCUGUGGAGCAAUAAUAUGCAUUUGUGUCUCUCUGGGUGAGAAGAGAGAUGCUAUUCAAUAUCCCUAAAUCUUUAGGCUCUAGCGUUUAAUAAAUGUCAGCUCUGACUGGGCCUCUUACAUUUUCUAUUUUGGAGGCUUGUUUUCUCACUGUUGAGUAAAGUUGCAGGCUAUGGGGAGAUCUUGCUUCUGAACUGUGCAUCUCCUUUUUCCUUCAACCUUAAGAUGGCAAAGAUUUAGACUUAUAGGUCAUGAGAAUGUAUCAUCUAAAGCAAAUGUGGUUGUUGAUGGAUACAGUAGGGAAAGGUGUGUCAGUACUGUUCCUGCAGCCCUAUGGUGAAAGCCAGAGUAUUGUACAGCUAAUGACUGCUGUAUGCAUCUCGAGUCAAGUCCAAAACACUGCUGAUGUCCUUAAGAAUAAAUAUAUUAGCAGCCAUGUCUCCAUCUCCUGCAAACUGCAAAAUAAUUUGGUUUGGUUAUCAUUAGGAAGCUCUAUGUCAACACCAAAUGCAUUUAUGUACAUAAGCUAUGUUGAUGUUACUGCAGCUCGGGAGGAAAUAUCCUGAGGAUCUUAAUGACCUUUCUUCUGUUGUUGGAGAGAGAUGUGACCCUGGAGUUAAUCAUGUCUCCAAGAAUACCCAGAGUAGCAUAAGUAAUCUUUGUACUUCCAGCUGUCUUUCAAGUAAAUUAUACCAAAGGUUAUGGUAUUCUUUAAUUUCCACAUUUGUGGCAGAUUGGAUUAAAAGGAUGUUUUUGUUCAGUUUUAGUUCUUGUCUUGUUCCUUUCCCCCUUAGGUAUUUCACUUACUCAGCAUCAAAGCUGGUUUCAUUUUUAGGCCUUCACUUUGCUCUUCUUGCUCAGUAAAGCAAUGUUAAAACAGUUUCCUCACAACAUCAAAAUAUGAGCUCAGAAUUUCAGCUCUGAGAUCACAUGGUGUUCUUGUCUACAAGUUUCAGUAUAGAGAGAAGUCCCAGUAGGACAGUGACAUUUUACAAGGAAACAGUUACGUUAAUUUCUGUAGGUUUCCGUGGAAGUCUGUCUUCUGCGAAGUAGACAAAAUACAUUGUUCUUACCUCAGAAUCAUCUUUUCUGGGAGGCUUGAUUUGGUUUUAAAGAUGGGUGAGUAUUUGUGGCUGCGGCCUCAGUCAGUGGACUGAGAACACUGUACAUACAGCUCGGGUGCUUUAAAAAAACAGCUAUGGCUAUUAUGUAACAUGUAAGGAGGAUUGCGUAUUUCCUUGUGCAUUAACUGUUUUCCAAAUAAAUAUCUUUAAGAUA